This is a messenger RNA of Mercurialis annua (annual mercury), 1009 nucleotides long. Its product is annotated as endo-1,3;1,4-beta-D-glucanase-like. The transcript is spliced from 8 exons. Gene Ontology annotation, molecular function: hydrolase activity. The record is from RefSeq and is a predicted model, not a curated record. NCBI's taxonomy places the organism in Eukaryota, Viridiplantae, Streptophyta, Magnoliopsida, Malpighiales, Euphorbiaceae. The coding region runs from base 98 to 817 and encodes 239 amino acids.
CAAGUUUGUCAAGUGAUGUUUGCAGAUUGAGAACUGAAGUUGAGAACACCAGGGAAUGGGAUUAGACAAAAACACGCCAAACUAUUUGAAGUAGAAAAUGUCAGGACCUCAAUGCUGUGAUAACCCGCCAACACUUAACCGAGCUAGCGGUUCUGGCCACGUUGAGGAACUGGGUGGACUCGAUUCCUAUGUCACUGGCCCUUCUGACUCAAACAGCGCCAUUCUUCUCGUCUCUGAUGUAUUUGGAUAUGAAGCUCCAAACUUGAGGAAGCUUGCAGAUAAGGUUGCAGCUGAUGGAUUCUGUGUUGUAGUUCCUGACUUCAUACGCGGAGAUCCUUAUGCCCCUGAUGAUAAAGAGAGACCCAUACAAGUUUGGCUAAAGGAUCAUGAACCGGUUAAAGGAUCUGAAGAUGCUAAAAAGGUGAUUGCUGCACUUAAAAGCAGAGGCAUUUCUGCAGUUGGAGCUGCAGGAUUUUGCUGGGGUGGCAUGGUGGUUGUAAAACUAGCAAGCUCUGAUGAUAUUCAGGCCGCAGUUAUAUUGCAUCCUGGCUGGAUUACAGCUGAUGAGAUUAAUGCUGUGAGGGUUCCAACUGCUAUAUUGGGUGCUGAGACAGAUCAGAUUUCCCCACCAGAACAAAUGAAACAAUUCGGAGAGAUAUUAGCAGCGAAACCUGAGUUUGAGAGUUACGUAAAGAUAUUCGAUGGAGCUGUUCAUGGAUGGACACUGCGGUAUAAUGAUGACGAGGAUUCGGCUAUCAAGAAAGCUGAAGAAGCUCAUUCAGACUUGUUGAAUUGGUUUACCAAGUUUGUCAAGUGACAUUUGCAGAUUGAGAAUUGAAGUUGAGACACUCGGGAAUGAGAUUAGGUGCAACAGAACUUAUCAGAUUGUAGAAACCGAAAUAAAUGUUUGAGCAUCGUUACUAAAUGAAAACCAUAUGUUGUAUUAAAUACUUCUAUUGAUAAAUGUGAUAUUAUUAGAAAAUAAAUAAGUGGUGAAAUUAAUAUCUAA